Molecule: messenger RNA, 969 nt
Organism: Trichosurus vulpecula (common brushtail)
Lineage: Eukaryota; Metazoa; Chordata; Mammalia; Diprotodontia; Phalangeridae
Gene: TGFBR3L
Product: transforming growth factor beta receptor 3 like
Source: RefSeq, a predicted model, not a curated record
AUGAACAGCCAGCAUCAUACAGGCUUUCUCUGUGGCCAGUUUGCCUGUCUCCUGCUCUGCCCAGCCCUCGACCUCGGCGCCCACCCUUCAAGUUGAUUGUCUCCAGCUCAGACACCUUCCGGAGGUUCCAAGGGCCAUGUGUGGUGCCUGCCAACAGUCCUGUAUUUGUGGAGCCAUGUAAAAAGGCAACCUGGAAAGUGCUGGAGAUGCAGAGGAGAGAGGUUUGAGCCAAGGCUCUGCUGCUUAUGGUAUGAUGUUGGACAAAAUGUUUAACCCCUCUGGACCUCAGUUUCACCAUCUGCUUCCUUGGCUCAGCCCUCUUCACGAUGGGGCCUUUUUUUGCACCGAUGUUCCCUCUCGCCUUCCUCCGACCCAACCCAGGGCUCCCCACUCCUGCUGCUGCUAAGGGGUGGCUGUCCAGCAGAAGCCUCUGUCUCCUUCCACCCCCCACCCCCUGGGUCCCUGCCCCAAACCAGACUCAGCUUCCACCUGCGCCCCAUCUUCAAUGCCUCUGUGCAGUUCCUACACUGCCAACUAGGACUCUGCCGCCGUCGGGGUGCCCCACGGAGAGGCCCCCGCAGUGCCGACCAGCCCCCAAGGUGUCUCUCCCAGGAUGAAGCCUGCACCGGCAGCGGAAGCAGGGAGGAGGUCAUUGGAGAAAGCCCCCAUAUACACACCUUGUCCCAGCCCAUCAUUGUCACUGUGCCCCAACCCCUCCAUAGACCCCCUCGCAUUUCCCCUGGUCAGUCACAGGUUGGGCUGGGCCAGGUCCUCCAUUCUGACCCACAAGCCCCAGGCUGCGGGGGCCUGGACCCUGCCCCAGUUGUGGCCAUCGCUGUUUCUGCCUUUGUCUUGGGGGCUGCCCUCACUGCCGGCUUGGGUCUGAUCUAUGUCCAUACAGCUCCACCCCCACCAAGGGCAGCCCCAAGUGGAUCUCCGAGCCCCUCCCAGCCUAGGAGACCUCAGUAA